This is a messenger RNA of Schistocerca nitens (vagrant locust), 429 nucleotides long. RefSeq lists its product as uncharacterized. The record is from RefSeq and is a predicted model, not a curated record. NCBI's taxonomy places the organism in Eukaryota, Metazoa, Arthropoda, Insecta, Orthoptera, Acrididae. The coding region runs from base 1 to 429 and encodes 142 amino acids. The transcript has 4 exons.
AUGGGUAUCAGAAAAGAAAUAUGCGAAAUUAUUAAUGAGAACAGUGUAUCAGGCAGCAAAGAAUGUGUGUCCAGAUCCAAGAUCAGUUCCAACAGUUUUAAUAAUUAUAUUGUAGACUAUGUGUACUCUGCCAUUCUUUCUGUUGGCAAUAGUGAUACACUAGAUAUUUACAAUAUUAAUUCUAAAAUAGAGAAACUUAGUUAUUGUAAUAAAUCCAAGGUUCUUUGUCAUAUCAUAAAUUAUUGCUCUGAUGGAGGCUGUUUCCCUGCAAAAUUGAAAGUAGCUAAAAUAAUCCAAAUUCAAAAACAAGAUGUCAAUAACUUGAUUAACAACUAUAGGCCAGUUUUCCUUGUAGCAAUUUUGUCUAAGAAUCUAAUCAGACAUUUUAAAAUAACAAAUUUCAGUAUGGAAAAAAUUAUCAACAUGUGA